Messenger RNA from Rhipicephalus sanguineus (brown dog tick), 4204 nucleotides. Its product is annotated as tax1-binding protein 3 homolog. Gene Ontology annotation, molecular function: protein binding. Bases 180 to 542 code for a protein of 120 amino acids. The record is from RefSeq and is a predicted model, not a curated record. The transcript has 4 exons. Lineage: Eukaryota; Metazoa; Arthropoda; Arachnida; Ixodida; Ixodidae.
AAUAUCGCCCAGCGAUUGGUCGGGGAAAUGUCCGAUUCCUACCAUCCGUACGUGCUUGUCAGUUCCAGAUCCAAAGGUGCUUCCGCCCCUUCCGUUUGAUUCAGAAUCUGUGAAAUCUAAACAGUUCGUGCCUUGCUGUUUUGCGCCUCACUUUUGACGGAGUGGAGUAGAGGCGAUCGAUGGCCUUCCAGCACCAGCCUGGCACAGCUAUGCAGUGCUUAAGUAUCCCCAUAAAGCUUGCGAAGGAGGUUGGCAUCGACUCUGAAGGCAGGGAAGUGAUGAAAUGUGGAUUCAAGAUUGGAGGCGGCAUCGACCAGGACUUCACACGUAGCCCGCAAGGGUACACCGAUAACGGUAUCUACGUUACCGAGGUUUACGAAAGCAGCCCAGCAGCCAAGUGUGGCCUUAAAGUGCACGACAAGAUACUACAGGUGAACGGCUACGACUUCACUAUGGUGACUCACAAGAAGGCUGUCGAGUACAUCAAAAAACACCCUGUUCUCAACAUGCUAAUAGCCAGGAAGGGGGUGACGCAUUCCUGAAGACUCCUGUAGGACAGAGAUUUCCAUGGACACCUGCUGAGCACUCCCCAGACCCUGACGUUGAGCUCUGAAAAAGUACUCGCUGCCCAGUUUCUUAGCUGGCUCAUCACAUGUCACUUUGUCAGUGUUCAUUGUGUGUUCUUGUGGGGUAUCGUGAUACUGUACCUCCGUCACUUUUGACCAUACUCAGCUACAGCUUAAGAAGAAAUGUCCGCUACGCCCAAAGCCAUCACUGUCCCUCCCACAGAGAACGUGCAUAAAUGCUCCAUCCAAUAGCACUUAUCAUUUUUGUGAAGUCAUGCACUUCUCGGGUGUUCCAGAUAGUUUGACUUUCCCAUAAAGACACACGUGUGUCGCUGCUUUUAGGUCGGAAACUUGAAUGCCCUAGUGAAUUUCAUCAGGGAUUCUGGCAUCACUGCUCAGCUAAACGUAAUGUUUUUGGUGGUCACAAUGAACCUUUAACUCUUAAUACGCGUAGUAUUUACAUUAGCCAAGAGAAAGUACUUGCCGUUCGAGUGGAAACCAACUAUACUCGCGGACAAGUUUUCUUCGCAAAGAAGCAAAGGCUACAGAACCAAAUCGUGCUUAUCCUAGCACUAACAAACGUAGUCCCACAAUUGUGUCUUUAUUUUUUGUGUGAGAUAUCGAGAAAUACUCCUUUAUUUUCUACAUGUAGCUCUUUGAGACAAGAUGCAGCUCAGACCAGUGAGAUAUUUGUAUUUGUUUUAUUUUAUACGUUGUCACUUUGCGUUUUUGCACGCAAAAGAAAGUCACUCCUCUCACGUGUACCUCGAAGGCUAAGCGGCGUCUGCAUCAGUAUGCAACGCAGAUUGCACGCAGCCGUCGCUUUUCACAGUGGCGCGAAACGCGCGUCAUGCCGGACUACUUCGCGUAGGAGUAGAUGUGCAGAAAGAAGCUGUGCCUCCCCCCCCCCGUAGCUUUCCCUUCAUUGCCAAGAAAAGUUGUCCACAACUAUAGCGCGACUGUCUUUCAAAGGUAAAGAACAGGCAUGCUGCGAUUUUGUGGGCGGAGCUGACAUUUUUUUUUUUUAGGUUGUAACCGAGUAUAACAGCGUACUGUUGGUCCCACUGUGUCUGUUUUACAUCGGCCACUCCUUGUCUAUUUUUCCUCUAAAUUUGUCACUUUGCCUCUUUCAGCAACCGAGACAGUGUGUAAGUGUGCAACUGAUACUGUCAUAAAACAACAUUAUCAGAAAUCAUGCUUGCCAAAAGGAAAAGGGAGGCAGAAUUUAUCCGUCUGAGUGCAUUGUGACAUUUUAUGAGGUACAUUGUGGGUGCACAGCAGUUGGCAGCGUAUGGUGCUGCCCCCUCAAGUGCGCCUGGUUACUUAAAUGCAUGAGGAAACUGAAUGUCUUCAGCAGUUUGGAGUAAUCGUGCUCUCGUGGUAUCAUUUGUUCUUUCCUUUCCCCAUGAACUCAAUCUAUGAGCACAAGAAACAGUGGCUACAGCUUCAAUUCCUGGCUGUUGCAUUUCAAUGGAGGUGUUGUGCAGAAGCAUCUAAUGUAGCGUGCUUUGGGUGCACGUGAAAGGUUCUCAGGAGGACAAAACUUAUCCGGAGUAAUCCAUAUCUCCAGUAGCCCUUCUGUUUCUUUGGUAUGAUGAAUCCAACCAACUAAACCUUAAGAUGAGUGUGUAAAACUAAGUGCUGCAUUUUACAGUGUGAGGUAAAAGCCAGCCAAGCCUGUACAAUAUGCAGCAUCAUUACUAAAUUUGGAGAAGCUGUGUUCUCUCACAAGCCACCAUGCAUUUCCUGAUGAAUUUAGAAUAGUCCCAUUGUUGCGAAAAAUGCCUGAAAAAUGUAUUGCAGUACUGCACUUGUUAUCCAGACUUCACAAAGAGCAAUGCAUAUGCUUGCUGUUUGCACUGUUGAAGCCAGAACUGCUCUUUUGAUAGAACACUUGUUUUAUAAAACUGCUUCACACCGCUACCUCCUAACAGUUCGGGCAGACUAGUGAUGCUUAGGAGUUUUAUCUCUUGAUGAAGCUCAGCAAAAAUUUUGCACUACAGCUGGUGAGCUUCAUGGAAGCUAUGCAGGUGUAGCCAUCUGGCUGCACACUGAUUCACAUUGAUCAUUUCGUUCCUGUGCUGCCAGAGAUGCUAUUCUCGGACCGUCACUUAGGGAGAUACUUUGACUUUCUCGAGACAGUGUAACAAACACCAGACACAUCAGCCUCUACAGGUGACAGUAUUUCUGGCACUAUUCUAGGACCUGCGUGGCUCUGUGCCAAGGAUUCUACCACUUGUAGAUGCCAUUUGUGUUACAUUCGACUGAUCGCUUCUGCCCUCAGGCUUGGAUGGCAACAAUGCGGAGUGCUGUCUUGAUCCCAGACGGAGAAAGCAUGUCUGAGCCGAACAUGCACCCCCUUACCAGAGUAAUUGGAGGCUGGAAGAGUAAACACGUCAGCACGUCUUUUAUUGCAGACACUGCGCAGUGGCUGAUGUAGCACCAACAACAAAAGCCACAUGAUUGGAAUUACGCCAAAUCUUGGUACCGCUCCAAGGUAUAAGUUGAGGGCGCUUUAGAGCACUCCAAGCUGGAGAACGGUGCUCCGAAAGAAUGAGCUUAAUGUGGCGUGCGUCCUGCAGCACUUGAAAACGACCAGCCGUAUGUACCAUUAGUCUCUCUAGUCGCAUCAGAUGGCAUACACUCAACAGUAAUCGUCCGAGAAUGCAACCCCUGUAUGCAGAACGAGACAUACUGGUUGCUUCCACGUACAAUGCUGCGGCAAUUUUGCCGCAUCUCAAGUUCUACAUGCUAUAGCGGGAGAAAACGUGAAAAUAGCGUUUUGACUGUCUGCAUUUUCUCAAGCACCUCGAGUGACUGCCCUCAUGACAACAGUCGGUUGUCAAGGUACUUAAUGCACUGCCCACACGACCUCCGAUUUAUCUAUCGUACACAUAUAUAACAAAGUUCUGCACUUUGCAUAGUUGUCAUAUAGAAAUGGCUACCAUUACUUGGGUUAAUUUGCAGUCAAGAAUAUCCUGUGUAUGAAAUACUACAUAUAUCUGUGUUUUAAAAGAAAAUGAGCUUUAAUACCCUAAUUGCUGUUGCAGGAAACUUUCUAAAACUGUUGAAAUGUACCUUAUAUAGCAUCAUAGCAAAUGCCCAAAUGAAAUUUUUUAUUGCCUUGGUGUAUGUUUAAGUAGGCACGGUUGAAAUGGCAGCUCUGUGUCGACAAUGCUUUUAACGAGUGAUGAAAUGUUCACCUGUUGCUUAUCGGUGUGUUGGCAUAGCUUCAACUCUGUUGUGUUCUGUGUUUAGUGGGUUACAUGUAGAGCCACCAAAGGUUUAAUAUAUAUACAUAUAUUAUAUAAAGAUUACAUAGUGUAUACGUUAUAUAGCCCUGUUAGUCACUAUGUGUUGUGUUGUAUUGUGAAAAAAAAAAUUUGUUCCAAGUUUUUCAGACAUUAUAAGCAACACUUGCACUAUGAGUGCAUAGUUACAUUCCAGUUACACUACACUGUCAGAAUUACAGCUGUUAACUUAUCUUCAUGCUCCCAGUCGCUUCCCUUUAUUUUCAUCAGCAUUCUUAUAUUCAUUGCGGAAAAUUUUCUCCAUUUUGUGUCAUCACUUUCGAGUUCUUUUCCAGCACAUUCUUUCAGAAUGCUCCGAGAAAUUACUGUUUCAGAAGGAAAUAAAAG